Molecule: messenger RNA, 1779 nt
Organism: Mauremys mutica (yellowpond turtle)
Lineage: Eukaryota; Metazoa; Chordata; Testudines; Geoemydidae
Gene: CD68
Product: CD68 molecule
Exons: 8
Coding region: 1-1605 (534 amino acids)
Cellular component (GO): membrane
Source: RefSeq, a predicted model, not a curated record
AUGGCUCCCACCUUGCAGCAGGGAGUUCCGCAGGUCGCUGGGGGCAGGUUUAAUCAGCUGCAAGUGGAGAUCAAGGAGAUGCAGGGGCGGAGAGUUCCCCAGGGGAGCAGCAGCGUCGCCGGGAGGCUGCCCCCUGGUGGUGGGAGCCCCGUCGUCCACGGCUCCUCAUGGGGAACUGAAAGCCCUGAAUCAUCAGCCCCCUCUGCCCCCGGCCUGCGCUCCGAGUCAGCUGGAGUCCGUCACAGCCACGAGCCCAUCAGACGCGGCGUCCUGCCACCCCCAGGCCAGCCCACGGGCCCAUCCAGCCACAGAGCCCAGCCCCACGGCCUAGGAGGACCUGGUUUAUCAGUGAAGCGCAGGACGGGCCGGGAGGGAGACGCGGAGCGAGGGACGGACCCGUGGACGGACGGACGAUCCAGCAUGGGCACCCUGGGGACCCUGUGUCUGCUGCUCUGCCUGGCAGUCUGCAUCUCCGCCCCGCCCGGCGAGGGGUCCCGGGAACCGACCACGCCCGGCUCCGGGAUGGAGGCCCCGUGCGACGGCGACGGCUGCCCCCGGCAUAAGAAAUCGGCCACCCUCGUGCCGUCUUUCACCAAAACCACCCCCACCACCACGACCCACCGCACGACGCCCCCCACCACGACCCACCGCACGAAGCCCCCCACCACGACCCACCCGGCCAAUCACACCACGACCCACCGCACGACGCCCCCCACCACGACCCACCGCACGAAGCCCCCCACCACGACCCACCCGGCCAAUCACACCACGACCCACCGCACGACGCCCCCCACCACGACCCACCGCACGAAGCCCCCCACCACGACCCACCCGGCCAAUCACACGACAACCCAUCCGGCCAAUCACACCACGACCCACCACACGACACCCCCCACCACGACCCACCCGACCAACCACACCACGACCCGCCCGGCCAACCACACCACGGUGCACACGACCCCCCACCUCACCACAGCGGCCCCGCCGGUGCCCCCGGAUGUGGGGGUCGGGAACUACUCGGUGUGGAAUGGGUCGGAGGUCUGCCUCCGGGUGCAGUCGGGUCUCCAGAUCUGGGUCCGAUACGAGAGCAGCUCCAAAGCGCAGCUCUGGGGAAAUUUUACCGUCCAGCCGAACCAGACGAAGGUGUCGGGAAAUUGCUCCGACCAGUCAGCCACCAUGGAGCUCAACUUCCCCCAGGGCUUCCUGCAUUUCACCUUCGUGAAGAAUAAAACCCAAAACACCGUCUACCUGCACGAGGUCCGAGCCCAGCUGCGCCUCCAGUUUCCUGGGACCUCACAGCGGCAGUUCGGGGCGCACAACGCCAGCCUGCGGGAAUUCGAAGCCCGGCUGGGCCACUCGUACCAGUGCCAGAACCGCAGCCUGGCCCUGACCCCGGCCUUCCACCUCGACGCCCUGCACGAGCGGCUCCAGGCCUUCGCCCUGCCCGGGGGCCACUUCGGAGAAGCCGAGCUGUGCCCAGAGGAGCGGCGCAGCUCGCUGGUGCCAGUCAUUGUCGUGGUGGUUCUGCUGAUCCUGAUCCUCAUCAUCGUCAUCGCCUACCUCGUGGGCCGGCGCCGGGCCCAGGGCGGCUACCAGCCCCUCUGAGGGGCCGGGACACUGGGGUGGGGUGGGGAGGGGGGCAGGGGCCCGUCCCCUCUGGGGGGCGCCGGCUCCCACCCGGCUCCAGGGUGGGGUCUGGCUGGCUGGGGGCGGGGAACGGGCUCAGAGAUCCAUGGGUUUUAUUUUACUGAUUAAAAAAGAAUUGGGAUUGUUGGUAAA